AUCUUUGGUCCCACUUCAACUCUUCCUACUUGUAGAAUCCCGUUACGUCAAACGCCCGCCUGAGGUAAAGAUUAGUAUCGUAGAGUUCCGUUUCGUCCAACAUCCGUUUGUUUCUCUUACCUCUCCCGCGCCUAACGAUAAAUACCGGCCCUGUCAUCGCCUGUUCUCAGAGCCUCUUCUUUCUCCUCCGUUUCCCUCUUCCCUCACUUAGCUCGGAGCGCAAGCUACCUUCCCCCAUGGAGCCAAGCGGCAGGAAUUGGGUGAGGGGAAGACCCAUCGGAAGCGGUUCCUUCGCCACGGUUAGCCUCGCCCUCGACAGAUCUCAGGGUGAAGUCUUCGCUGUCAAGUCCGUCGCUCUCAACGGCGCCAACCUUGCUGCGAUCCUUUCCCUUAGCAACGAGAUCCGAAUCCUCAGCUCCGUUCGCUCGCCCUACGUCGUCCAGUACCUCGGCGACGACGUCAGCCGCGAAGCUCGAUCCGGCGCGUGCCGGAACCUGCACAUGGAGUACUUGCCCGGCGGUUCCGUCGCGGACUUGGCGGCGGAGAGGAGGCGGAAGGGUUGCCCCGUGGACGACGCGGACGUGCGUUCGUACACGCGUUGCGUGACCCGUGCCCUUCGUUACCUCCACGACGUGGCCGGAGUCGUCCACUGCGACGUGAAGGGCCGAAAUGUCCUGUUAGGCGGAGCCGCCGGCGUCGCCAAGCUCGCGGAUUUCGGUGCGGCGGUGAGGAUUUCCGGGGGAGAUGCGCGUAGCUGGGUGCGGGGAACGCCGCUGUGGAUGGCGCCGGAGGUCGCCCGGGGGGAGCGGCCGAGGCCGGAGUCAGACGUCUGGUCGCUCGGGUGCACGGUCAUCGAGAUGGCGACCGGAGCGCAGCCAUGGCCAGACUGGAGACUUAAAGAUGCUGCAGAAGCGAUGUUUCGUAUUGGUUACGGCGACGAGCUGCCGGAAUUCCCGCCCCUGCUGUUGGAGGUCGCCCGUGAUUUCCUCGACAAGUGCUUGAGAAGGGACGCAAGCGAGCGGUGGACUGCAGAGCAAUUAUUGCAGCACCCUUUCCUAGCCGAAGCGGAAACCCCCAUGGAGGAGACCCCGCGAGGCGUGCUCGAAUGGGCAAACUUGGAGUUCCACGACGGCGCCGAUGACGGAGAAGGUUGCAGUGCGAGUUACAGUGACCUUUCUGAUUCCACCGAGCUGGUGGCUAGUGGAAGAAAAAGAGUAGGAGAAUUAGCUUCAUGCGGGGGAGUUUUGGCCUGGGAAAGUGAUGAUUGGGAGGAAGUAAGGAGGGUCGAGGAGCUCAAUUUGCAGGGGGACAAAGCAGAAGAGGAGAGAGGGACGUUCUGGGAAUGUCCUGAUUGCACCAGUUUGGGUUCGGCAGACAAGCAUGGGGGUGUCAGUGAGGAACAAGGGGAUGACUUACCCAGUGUAAUGAGAUGCUCUGUUUCUUCUCCUACUGCCUCUUGUCCCUGUUCCUUUUGCAAGGGUCGUUUGGUCUGCCAUCAUGUGAAUGGACUCAUUAGGGUGUUGUUCUUUGGUUGUUGUUGUUUGCUGUCACAACAAUGGAUAAAACUUCCAUGUUACAUCAACAGCAACAAAAAUUUAACUUGGGACCUCCUCCAUUCAACAGUAAUUUGCAUCACUUGUGUCUCUCAUUCUUCACGGCACAAAAGCACCACAGAGAGCAUGGUGACCUCCCACCAGAUGCUGUGCUGCACUUUCUUCUCUUGUGCGUAUAUUCUUAUCCAGCAUGAUGUGUCAUUGUGUUUGUGGCCAUGGCUGGCCUAGAGGAGAUGUUGGUUCCCCUGUGCUCUUAGACAUUAGAUCAACCUCAGCCAUUGUGGAUUAUGUAGGGCCCCUGCCGUGGGUCACUUCAUCCAUGGCCGCAAAUAUAUGUGGCUCC
This is a messenger RNA of Musa acuminata AAA Group (dessert banana), 1896 nucleotides long. RefSeq names its product mitogen-activated protein kinase kinase kinase 18. Lineage: Eukaryota; Viridiplantae; Streptophyta; Magnoliopsida; Zingiberales; Musaceae. Gene Ontology annotation, molecular function: protein kinase activity; ATP binding. Bases 237 to 1781 code for a protein of 514 amino acids. Gene Ontology annotation, biological process: protein phosphorylation; signal transduction. The transcript has a single exon. The record is from RefSeq and is a predicted model, not a curated record.